CAAAUGUGUUCUGCAAUCUUUGAGGGCAAUGAUAAUAUAUUAGCCAUUUCCAUAUAGCUACCCUAACUUCAUAUCCAUUAAUAUCAUUGGUUAACAUAAUUCUAUAUAUCUCAGAAUUAAAAUUAACUGACCUCGUAACAACUGCUGGUCAGAGCAGAGUUCCAAAUAUCCAUCACUGUGUGUGUGUAGGAGCAUUUACAAACUUUGCUCCAGGUAGGCAUAACUCUAAUAUUUAUAUUUAUUCUUUUCAAUAGGAUUCCCAAAACCAUAAAAAUAUCUUCACUCUGGCUGCCUUCUAUCAGAUUCCCCCAAGAAACUAAAGUAUUUUUUCUCUAGCUACCUGCUAAUAGUUCAAUGAAUUUCACACACAUCCUUUGGGUGCACCCAUGUUUAUUUUCAGUGAAAAGGAGAUUUUAUUUUUGAUCUGUACUGAUUGUGGUUUCCCAAUAAGGAAGUCAAGGAAAUAGUUGCAGAGGGAGGUACACAAACUUUAUGUUUAAGAAUUUAUUCAUUUUUCCCUUUAUAGAAAGUUGUACGCGUGCCACUAAUUUCACAGUGAGUUUUAAAUAAAAUUUGAAGUAAUGAUUUAAAGAAUGUCAACAAAGCAAUCUAUUCCUCUGUUGAUUCAAACUAAAAGGCGUAAGACUAAUGAACUCCCAAAGCCCUGAAAAAGUUAUUCAAUAUUCAAUUUGAUCAUGGCUUAUUUACACUGUAACAUGCCAGAGGCCUUGCUUUAACAACCUUUAAUUCUUCUGCUUAAUAAAUUCAAUGUUGUUUUAAACUCUGCCUUCAUAGGUACUGAAGUAAGAAGGUUUAAGAUUUCCAAUGCUAAUUACCAGUAUUAACCUAGCAUGGUCCUAGUGCCUGGAGGAAAAGGCAUAUUGGAAAGAGUCAGCAUGGACUCCUAAAGGAGUGGCCGUGUUUGCCUAAUGAUAUAGUUUUUAAGCUAAUAAAUAUGGCGGUAAAAAUAAACAUGGACUUCGAAUGUACAUUUAUACGUAUGUAGGUUUAAAGUCCAAAGGAUUAUCAAAAUGCAAAUUAAUUAUCUGUGAAUGUAUGGCAAGGCGAGUAAAAAUGUAUGCCGGGUCCUUCAAGAGUAAGCCUCACAUACUUCAAGGUUUAGGGGUAAAAGGUCGUUCUCUCAGGUUUCAAUCUCAAAGUUCAUCAAAAGGCUGCUAGCCGACUUUAUCUUAUCAAGGCUCACAGUUUUCUGUAAAUAUCUUUUCUCAGCAUUGAAGUGGUUAACAGAUCAGAAAUCCAGAGCUGUUAAAUCUUUACGAGCCUAUGAGGUAUUUGGUAUGCUUAGCAAAUAAAACGGGUUCAGCCUUUUCUUUGUCCAAUUCCGACCAUCUUCGUCUACAUCCUAUUUGCAAGCUUAAUACGUUUUGUGUAGCCAAUGAAAUUUGCAUUUGAGAGGAAAGCCAACGAGGAACGAUUUUCACAAAGCUGUGACAUGUUACUCCGUGCGAGUACUGCAGGGAGUUGAAAAGCCUGUUUUUACAGCAACAGCAAGGUAAGCUUGCUUCGUGUUCACAACCUUUGUUGCACAAGACUGGGAGACCAGUUCGUUAGUUCGUUAGUUUCCGGCUUGAUAUUCUAAGAGAGCUGACGAGCCACGAUGUCAUUGAACCUACAAGAGCAACUUGGAAGACCAAGAUUUAUCUUUGUUCUACCUGAAAAGUAGUCCCACUGUUUUGAACAGAAUUUCUUUUGUGUAACUGUAUAAAUCGGGAUCGCAAAACGGCGCUCAAAUUUUCCUGAAGUUUUCAAGCCGGACCGUUUAGCAGAAACUAGUAACCAGCAUUCCCGGGAUUCAAAUGAAGCCGAUGCUGAACAGAUAACCGAAAGCACACUCCCUGCAUUGCUCGUCUUUAAAUUCCAGGAAAAUAAACACAAUUUCGCAGUACGGAUGUGUUCGCCGACGUAACUCGACUGUAAAAUUCUCUCUGGACAAAAACUCUAAAGUGAUCGGAAAAGGAGCGAAGUUUUCGCACUAUGGCAGCCGCCAACAGCAACAGCACCCAUUGUGAGCCCGAUGAUUCCUUUAAGUACACAUUGUACAGCAGCGUAUUCAUAAUGGUAUUCGUCGUCGGCCUCGUAUCAAACUGUGUCGCCUUGUAUGUUUUGAGGUGUUCCUUAAAAUUAAGAAACGAAACCAUAACAUACAUGACAAAUCUCGCCGUGUCAGACCUGCUGUUUGUCUUCACACUGCCGUUUCGGAUUUUCUACUAUGCGACCAGGGACUGGCCCUUUGGGGAUUUGUUGUGCAAGAUUUCAGGGACGCUGUUUCUCACAAACAUGUACGGCAGCAUCCUCUUCCUGACCUGCAUCAGCGCAGAUCGAUUUCUGGCUAUCGUUUACCCUUUUAAAUCGAGAAUGCUGAGGACAAGGAGAAAUGCGAUUAUUGCGUGCAUUGUUGUGUGGUUGACCGUGCUGGGAGGAAGUGUUCCUGCGACUUUCUUGCGAACUACCAGCGAAAAGGCCAAUCAGACGAAGAACUGCUUUGAAAAUUUUUCCAACCAGACCUGGAAGAACUUCUUGUCAAAGAUUGUAAUAUUCAUCGAGAUAGUCGGUUUUAUAAUCCCGUUGCUGUUAAACCUGUUCUGCUUUUCAAUGGUAUUGAGAACUUUAAGCCAGCCCGUUACUCUUUCCCGCAGUAAAUUUAACAAGAAGAAAGUGCUCCGGAUGAUUGUUGUUCAUUUCCUCAUUUUUAUCUGUUGCUUUGUGCCAUACAAUAUAACCCUAGUAAUGUAUUCACUGGUGAGGACUGAAGCGGUGAGAAAUUGCUCAGUGGUAACUACAGUCAAAAUAAUGUAUCCCAUCACAUUAUGCUUUGCUGUGUCUAACUGCUGCUUUGACCCUAUUGUUUAUUACUUCACUUCAGAAACGUUUCAGAACUCAAUCAAGAGGAAGUCGAAGUCGUUAAGGUUUGAAUCGGACUUUGAGACCUUGCCCACUGUGGGCUUCCUCACAAAUAAUCUGCGGACAUCAAAAUCUAAAACGUUCAGUUUAGAUUCAACUGUCUAGUUAUUAAUUACAUAGGGAUAUCCUAUUAUCACGCUUUAAGCGAGCAGAAUUUUUUUUUACCAGAAUUUAAACUACAGCACUAAUUAUCACUACCGUCAGUGGGGUGUGGCUAAUGGUUCACUGACACAGUUUUCGAUCUGUAUGUAGGAUGGAAAAUGAAAGGUAAUGUAGCACUCUCGGGGAAACCGGCAGAGGAGUGUAAAAGACGAUUAUUUCAGUUUGUGAUAUAAUUAUCCACAUUAUAUAGUACUAAUUUUGCCAUUUAACUCAAUAAAGAUCAAGGGAAAGACAGUAAAUACCAGAGGUACAAAGGAACCAUUGCCACAAGCGAUUUUAUGUAAAUUUUGCUUUUAGUGGGGAGGGGGGAUUCUUUUUAAAGAUUUCUCCUUUAAUGGAAUGGACUAUAAUUGUUAUUAAAGGCACAUUUUUAAACAUUUUAUCUAUGUGAAAAUAAAUUAAUGCUCUAAUAAAUUAAUAAUCUACUCUUUAUUUAAUAAAAUAAGGAUUGAGCUGAUUAUAAUCCAAACCCUGCCACCUAUAUGCAGUCA
Molecule: messenger RNA, 3575 nt
Organism: Hypanus sabinus (Atlantic stingray)
Lineage: Eukaryota; Metazoa; Chordata; Chondrichthyes; Myliobatiformes; Dasyatidae
Product: lysophosphatidic acid receptor 6-like
Exons: 1
Coding region: 1996-3027 (343 amino acids)
Biological process (GO): positive regulation of Rho protein signal transduction; phospholipase C-activating G protein-coupled receptor signaling pathway
Cellular component (GO): membrane
Molecular function (GO): lysophosphatidic acid receptor activity
Source: RefSeq, a predicted model, not a curated record